Molecule: messenger RNA, 1779 nt
Organism: Biomphalaria glabrata
Lineage: Eukaryota; Metazoa; Mollusca; Gastropoda; Planorbidae
Exons: 13
Coding region: 73-1647 (524 amino acids)
Biological process (GO): regulation of DNA-templated transcription; anatomical structure morphogenesis; cell differentiation
Molecular function (GO): protein dimerization activity; DNA-binding transcription factor activity, RNA polymerase II-specific; RNA polymerase II cis-regulatory region sequence-specific DNA binding
Source: RefSeq, a predicted model, not a curated record
ACGAAUUUUAAAAAAGUUUUGUUAAAAGUGAAGAUAUCUCAAGGUCAGAAAUCUGAAGUAUCAACUUUACCAAUGUUUGAUGAUAAAGAAGAUGUGUAUACCCAGACUGACAGUAUCUCAUUGUCUCGUAGUAGGCGAGGAUCAGCACAAGAGUUCAAUGAUUCUGUGAUGCGGUCAGUGAUGUAUUGCAAAACAGAUUUUGUGAAUCCUGUUCAGUAUCAGAGACGAGCAAACUACUUCAAUAAAAAUAGGACUUUAACUACCAUGAAGUUACUUAGAGAGAAACAUAGAGAAAACGAACGUCUGCGUCACCAUUCGCUUAACCAACAUCUCCGUUUGAUUUGCAAGAAAGUUCCUGGAUCUGCAAAAGAUGGAAAGGAAACAAAAGUUGUUAUGAUGCAGAGAAUUAUCAGCUAUAUUGCCUAUUUGGAAAACACUAUUAAAUCUCUUAGUUCUCAAUUAAAUAUUCCAUCUGAUCCUUCUUGGUCCCUUUUGACAUCAAGUGUUAAAGAGAUUGAAAAAUCUGGGUUGUGGGAGUUUUCUAUCAUGAGCUCAGAUGAUAGUGAAGAUAGUGACAGAUUUUCAAUUCAACCUUCUCAUGGGCUGAACCUAUCAUCAUCAACAAUGAAUUCAACAGCUGUGUCAACAUACUGUCAGUCGACACCUGACUCCAGAAACAGUGCUGAAGAUAAUUCUCAAGACUCUAUUGUACCAACAGCAUCUUUUAUUACAGAUAUUGAAGGCGAUAGCACAUCAGGGUUCUAUGAAGAUUGGGUUGUUCCAGGGAAUGACCACAAACCUGAGAAUCUAAGUCAAUCAGAUAAUGAUCAAGUAAUCCUUGAGUUUCCAAUUCAUUGUAUAGAGAGAACAUUGAUGGACACACCCGAAAAAUUGGAAUGGCUUGGAAGUCCUGACAGAAGCAGUGUUUCAAAUCAGGGUAUGUCUGAAAAUCAUUUUGGUAUUAGGUGUGACCUUGCAGGAGUUGAUGACCAACCGUACGACUUGUCACAUUCUAUCAUUGUGUCACCCAAUCAAGUCUUGCCACAGAUCACAGUCAAGAAACCCUUGGUACUCGGUGACAACAAAAGCAGCACACUUGAGAGAGCGCCUCAUUCGGAGGGUGACACAAUGACACUCUGCCGCAACAGUAAACGCAAACAGCUCAGUCCUAAGAGAGCUCCCCUGUACAAUAUUGGUAAUUGGUUAGAGCUACCAAGUGACUGUCAGAGUCAUUUAGAUGAGCUGGGAAUAAGCUUAGGAAACAGUUUGUCUAUGGUUGAAGAGAAAACUUCUAAAGUGGGUGAUGUCAUUAAGAAAGUAAUAGAAGAGAAGGAUAACUCUGAAGUACCAGAAAUUGAACUAGCAACAGAGUCUGCUAAAGUUGUUCGAGAUGCUAAUGUUGAGCUGUUCAGUACAAAGCUGGAUCUCCGCAAGUCAUCCUGGAUGAAUGGAUUCAUGAUGUAUAGUAGAAUCAACAGGAAGCGCUUUAUCAAAGAUAAUCCAGGCCUACAAGCAGCAAGUAUAAGUAAACUGAUGGGACAAAGAUGGCGUGCAAUGACAGCAGAACAACAGAAACCAUAUAGAGAACAAGCCAGAAUUUGUUCCCAGGAGCUUCAAAGAAUGCUGGAUGAAAGUUACCACUGCUAAAACUUCUUGUUAGCCUGACAUAUCAGCUUAAGAAAUGAGCUCACCUUAAACAAAAGAUGUACACAUGUAGAUAACACGACUUUAAAAGAAUUUCAUUAUUAAACUUAUAACACUUUAUAAAAAAAAAAAAAA